Scleropages formosus (Asian bonytongue) is the source of this 3568-nucleotide messenger RNA. It is a transcript of the gene nfx1, whose product is annotated as nuclear transcription factor, X-box binding 1. The transcript has 24 exons. Gene Ontology annotation, biological process: negative regulation of transcription by RNA polymerase II. The record is from RefSeq and is a predicted model, not a curated record. NCBI's taxonomy places the organism in Eukaryota, Metazoa, Chordata, Actinopteri, Osteoglossiformes, Osteoglossidae. Bases 217 to 3480 code for a protein of 1087 amino acids. Gene Ontology annotation, cellular component: nucleus. Gene Ontology annotation, molecular function: DNA-binding transcription factor activity, RNA polymerase II-specific; zinc ion binding; RNA polymerase II transcription regulatory region sequence-specific DNA binding.
GGAAGAAUGGUGAGGUGCUGCUCAGUUGGCGCAUGACACCCGGAAGUUAAUGGUUACGUAAUUUUUACACGUCUCAGAAGUUCUUUAUGCCUGGUCACCUCGGCGGCUUCUUUCGGGAAGAACUGAAAAUAGCGAAAUUGGAAUUGGAGCCGCAGUCGUGUCUGAACGGAACAUAUAUAUCUAUCGAGUUCUGUCAUCUUGCCGAAACUGUAUCAUAUGGCUGAAGGCGCCAUAACAGGAGCAGUGGAACUAAAUCCAAAUUCUGCCGAGUUUGUUCCACAAGAGAAGCAGAGCCACCACCAGUCUGGAAGAGUGCUGAAUAGGGAGGAUUACAACUGCAGCAGGAGUAGCCAGUAUGCUGGUUCCCUUCCGCAGCGUCGCAAUGAUUCGAUGGGCUCAAUCAGCUGCCAGACUUUCUACCGUCGUGACGGCGGAAGAGGAAGGGGAAGAGGCGGCGGCAGAGGCACAAGCAUUUCGGGUCGCCACAACUUUCAGAGGGAGAGGCAAAUGAGACCUGAGAGUGGAGGGAGAUUUCAAGAGGAGCGUUUCAAAGGCAGCUGUGCGGCAGAAAGCCCAGUGGCCGAAAGGCCCCGUAUAGAUGGGCCCAGCUGGAGAAGGGAGGACAGGAGAGGAAUUGGCAACAGAGGAUCCUAUGAAAACCACAAAGAUGCACAAGCAAGGAAAGAAAAAUUCAGGCACGAGCCCAAAGGAAGUUUGAAUGACGAGCAUCUUGCACACCGUAGAGAGAAAGAAGGCAAUUCCGUCGCAGAGGGAGAUUUUGAUUCUAUUAGAGACAUAGAAUCAGCAGUCCAGCCAGAACCAGGAUGGAGGAAUAAGAAAGGAUGGAGAGAACACGAUCGCAACACUCCCGUUGACUCUAGGAACAAGGAUCUACCUCCUAGACAGCGGUGGAAAGGUGGAAAGGACCUUCCUCGGGCAGAGCAGAGACCCUUGGGUGGACAAGACUCUCAUGGCUCUGAUUCUUCUCCUUGCGAUACAGUGGCUUCAGGUGAAUGUGAGGCCUUCACAAAAAGUUCUGCCAAAGGCAAGAGCAGACAAACUAUACGGCAAGACCGAGGGCAGAGGAGGCCGAUGAGGUCAGAGCAGCAUUCAGGUCGAAAGAAGCAAAUGGAUGUACCCAGAAGUAAAGAAACGCACACUGGGUGCCUCAUCGAACAGCUGACGGAGGAGAAGUACGAGUGCAUGGUCUGCUGCGAGGUGAUCCGUGUCAUGGCACCAGUUUGGAGCUGUCUCAACUGCUAUCAUGUCUUCCAUCUCAACUGCAUCAAGAAGUGGGCCCGUUCACCGGCCUCGCAGGCAGACGAUGGAAAUGGAGGUUGGCGAUGUCCUGCCUGCCAGAACGUAGAGGCUCGUGUUCCGGUCUCCUACACCUGCUUCUGCGGCAAGUUCACGAACCCAGAGUGGCACCACGGUGAGAUCCCACACAGCUGCGGAGAGAUGUGUGGGAAGAAGAGGAGUGGGCUAGACUGCAACCACCCUUGCAACAUCUUAUGUCAUCCAGGACCCUGUCCACAGUGCCCUGCCUUUGUCAAUAAAGCCUGCCUCUGUGGAAAAACCAGUCAGACUGUGCGCUGCGGACAGCCGGCAUCCAUCUGCUGCAACCAGGUCUGUGGUGCUGAGCUAAACUGUGGGCAGCACACCUGUGAACAGGUGUGCCACAGCGGUGUCUGUCCACCCUGCCAGCUGCGCACCAAGCAAGUUUGCUACUGUGGGAUGGUUUCUCAGGAGGUGCUGUGUGGCACCAAUAAGGAGAACUUUGAUGGCUUUGGACACUUCUCCUGCGGAAAACCCUGUGGGAAACUGCUGGACUGUGGGAAUCAUGACUGCCAGCAGCCUUGCCACUCUGCGCCCUGUCAGUCCUGUCCCAGGUUGCCCCAGCUUGUGAGCAGUUGCCCCUGCGGUCAGACACCCCUGGCCAAGCUCUUGGAGCUUGGCGACGUUGAGAGGCGUAGCUGCACGGAUCCCAUCCCGUCUUGCGGAAAAACUUGCGGCAAGCCCCUCCCCUGCGGCUCCAGCGUCACCAUCCACGUGUGUGAGAACAUAUGCCAUGAGGGUAGCUGUGGACCCUGCUCACUCAUGUCAACUGCCAAAUGCAGAUGUGGCUUCAAAACUAAAGAGGUUCCCUGUGCCACAAUCCAAAAUGAAGGUGAGCUUGAGUUUACCUGCGACAAGCGCUGCAACAAGAAGCGGUCCUGCGGAAGACACAAGUGCACCGAAGUCUGCUGUGUGGAUAAGGAACAUCGGUGCGCCUUAAUCUGUGGCUAUAAGCUGAACUGUGGCCUCCACCGAUGCCAGGACCUCUGUCACCGUGGCAACUGCCAACCCUGUUGGCAAACCAGCUUCGACGAACUGACUUGCUACUGUGGGGAAACAGUCAUAUACCCCCCAAUCUCCUGUGGUACCAAUCCACCUGAGUGCAAGAACCUCUGCACCAGAACGCAUGACUGUGAUCACCCAGUUUUUCACAACUGUCACAGUGAAGAGAAAUGCCCCCCGUGUACCUAUCUAACCAAGAAAUGGUGUAUGGGUAACCAUGAGCAAAGGAGCAACAUUCCUUGUCACCUGUCGGACAUCUCCUGUGGUUUGCCCUGCAACAAGGCCCUUCCGUGUGGCAUGCACCAGUGCCAGCGGAUGUGCCACCGGGGCCCCUGUCUGGCCGAGAGCAGUUGCCAGCAGCCGUGUGCGGCGCCUCGUCCCGAGUGUGGCCACCCUUGUGGUGUUUCCUGUCAUCCUGGAUCCCCUUGCCCUCGCACACCCUGCAGUGCUAAGGUGGUUCUGCAUUGUGACUGUGGUCGCAGGAAGGAAACUGUUAUCUGUGCUGAAGCUGCCAGCUCCUACCAGAGAACGGCUGCCAUUGCUGUAGCUAGCAAGCUGUCAGACAUGCAGCUCGGUGACUCCGUGGACAUCGGACAGCUCAUCACCAAAAAGGAGAUGAAACAGGCCAGGCUGCAGUGUGACAAGGAAUGUGCAGCUCUGGAGAGAAACAGGAGGUUGGCCGAAGCACUGCAGAUUGACGAAUCAGCAGAUCCUUUCCACAUUCGUUCCUCCUCCAAGUAUAGUGACAGUCUUAAGGAAGAUGCCAGAAAAGAUCUCAAGUUUGUAAGUGAGGUAGAGGAGGAGAUGAAGAAUUUAGUUGAACUUGUAAACAAGGGCAAGCAACCAAAGCGAAGUCACUGUUUCCCACCCAUGAACAGAGAGCAUAGAAAGAUCAUCCAUGAUCUUGCCGAGGCCUAUGGUGUCGAGAGCGUCAGCUAUGAUAGUGAGCCCAAGCGCAACGUAGUUGUAACUGCUGUGAGAGGGAAAUCGGUGUGUCCCAACUCAACAUUGACAGCCUUAAUUGAGAGGGAGAUGACAGUGAGAGCUCCACCUCCUAUUGCCCAUUUAAGACAGCAAAUCAGCAAAGGGCAAAAUUCAUCUAGAGAGGAGCCUGUAAUUGACUACUUUGAUGUUCAGGAUUGAAUCCAGCCAGGAAUGUGGGACAUGGGGGAAAAACAGUGAGCCAGUGUAUCAAUGAAUUAACUGAAAUAAAGCAAAGAAUUUCACACUU